Molecule: messenger RNA, 1868 nt
Organism: Bombina bombina (fire-bellied toad)
Lineage: Eukaryota; Metazoa; Chordata; Amphibia; Anura; Bombinatoridae
Gene: RPP21
Product: ribonuclease P/MRP subunit p21
Exons: 6
Coding region: 119-508 (129 amino acids)
Biological process (GO): tRNA 5'-leader removal
Cellular component (GO): nucleolar ribonuclease P complex
Source: RefSeq, a predicted model, not a curated record
GACGUUAAAACUAGAGGAGGGACAUUGCUACAACCCCAGCAUACAAGUAGCAGCAGGGAUUGCAGUGGGACUGGGAACUGAAGGAUGUUUGAUGUGACUUUACCUGUAUAUCAAAAACAUGUCAUCUCAAAUAAAGGAUAAAGAGGCUUUUCAGAGGCUUAAUUUUCUGUACCAGGCUGCUCAUUGUGUUUUGGCUCAAAAUCCGGAGAAUGUGGAGUUGGCUCGAUUUUACUGUCAUACUGAAAGAAUGAUUAGCCAGCGAUUGGUGUUACGACAAGACCCCUCAAUUAAAAGAACCAUUUGUAAAAGGUGCAGCUCCCUUCUUUUGCCUGGAGUCACAUCUACAGUGAGGCAAAAAAAACAUCAUGGACAGAGGCGAACUGUUGUAAGAUGUCUGAGUUGUGGGCACACCAAGCGUUUCCUCAACAAUCCAAACUAUAAACUGUGGUGUGAUCAGCCGCAGGCACUACUGGAAAAUCAACCCAAAACUGUUUCCAUAUUUAGGUAAAAUCUGUACAGGCAAAAUUCCAUAAGUGCACUCUUCAAAAGAUUAAAGAUUGAAAGCAAGUAAACCUUUAAAGAAAGAAAAGAUAAAGAUGAAAGACCUUUUGUCAAGCUUGUUUUAACCAUCAUACUGCAGUAAAAAAAAAAGUUACUGAACUAUCUUUGGAUCCAUUCUUUGCUUUGCAUGCUGGUACCAGCCCCAGAACUGGACUCUGGGUAAUCCAUGACUGUUUUCUCUGAUGUGUGUCUUCAGGACAUAAAGACUAUCCUUCUCUGGACUGUGCCUUACCGCUCGAUAUGGAAGUCCUGUUAUGCUGUUACAGGAUCAACCAAUUAAAUUAGGGGAGUAUUGUUUUAACUCCAUUCCUUAUAUUGCUUGUUUUGUAUUUUCUUGUAUUUGUUUUAUUUUUAUUGAUCAUAUUUGGUCUAAGAAAUCAUAUGCUUCAUUGGUAUUAGUGCACAUGGUAGUUUAUGUGCGUAACAAAGUAACCCUUUAGAUAAGUGUAACUGUGAACUUCGCAGUAUUGUACUCUAUUGAAUGGCCCACUGAGUAUAGAAAAUAGGUUUAAGGAAAAUGCUGCAACAUAGAAUAAUAUUUUAGACCCUUCACCCUUUAGAACAUAAGGAGGACACGUCUAAGCUAGAAGUUUAUAGUAAAUAUACAGAGAAAUGUUUGUUCAGGGAAUAGCAUAAUUAUAGUUUAUGAAAGCAAAUGUAUUUUUCCCUUUUAUUAAUUAGUAUGGUAUCUGCAAAGUGAAUUUGGUCAUUCCUGAUGUUUGUCAAAGAGAGUAAUUCUUACCAUAAAGAUGUGUUUACCUUUAAAAGAGCUUGUAGUUUUAAAUGAUGUUCUGUUUGUAUGCUUUCCUCAUAUAGGAGUGUGAGAGAAUUUAGGUUGCAUAAAAUAAUUAGUAAACUAGUAGUGUUUAUAUCAGAUGAGAUUGUUGAAUAUUAGGAUCAUGGUUGGAGAAUUAUAAGCAUUAUAGAUAGCAGCCAUCCAGAAUAAAGCAACACAAGGUUCUUUUAUUUUUUUAGAAGUUCAAAGUGAUAUUGUAAAGAAAUUCAUUUAUUUUCAUUGACUGUUUUCUUUUUUCCAUUCUUACUACAGGGCAGGCCUUAGCAUAAGUUUUAGCAUAAACAUUCAGGCCCUUGAGGAAGUCUGACAGGUUUUCACUUGCGUAGUAUUCAUGAAGUAUCAUUUAAAAGUGUAUAGAGAAGUUGUAAAUUAUUCUCUGAGAAAUGUCAAUGUAUUAUAUAUCAACAAUGUUUUGUUUGAUUUUAAAUGACAUAGGAUAAAAGUGACAUUUUAUUUGGACAUAAUUGUGAUUGUAUUUCGGUGUGUACUCAUCCUGUACUGUUUCUGUUUG